AGAUGUGCUCAAAAAAUUGUGACUCAACUGGAAGCGUCGCCGAGUCCCAGGGACUCGAGCAACGUGUCCAGCUCGACGUCCUCGUCAUCGAAUAAAUCCACGUCGAAGAGGCCUCAGUCGGCGCCGAAGUUGUCGGUGGUCCAAGAGAUCCAGAAGUCGAAGAAGGAGAAGGAAAGGGAGAAGGAGCGGGAAAAAGCGGAGAAGGCUCGCCAGAAGGAGGAGGAGAAGGCGGAGAAGACGAGGCAGAAGGAGGCUAAGAAGUUGGCCAAAGAGGAGAAGAAGAGGGCGAAGAAGGAAGCGAAGGCGAGGCGAAAGGAGGCCGAAGAAUCCCUCCUUAGGGAGGAAAAGUAGUCUUCGAGUCGAGUAGGAGCGACAAGUAGAAAAAUCCGAGAACGAUCGAUAAGCCUGGAAAAAAGAAAAAAAAGAAAAAGGAGGAUUUCGAAUAAUCACUAGGAUCUCAUCGUGCUCGGGGGUGCAAGGUGUUCAAGCUGUGUCGUGGACGCGCGAUCGUUAUUAAAGAAAGAAAGAUAAAAAAAAAAAAAAGAAGAAAAAAAAGAAAAAUCAAAAGAUUCACAAGAGCAUUUUGUAAUUCUAUCUAGGGUCUAGUUAGUGUUCUUCUCGAGACGCGCGGCCAUUUCGAUGAUUCAAAAGUAGGCAGUGGUGUCUACUACCUAAUAUGAUAUAAUAUAAUAGCGUUUUCAUUCCGGAGAGGAAGGGUCUAUUUAUCGACUAUACUUAUCGCUUUAUUUAAAGAACAAUUUAGGAUAAGGCAUUUUAACGUUUUAUAAAAGGGCGAGGUGGGGUUAGUGGGACGCUUUCGCGGGACAGCUUGAACCGAUGCCAAUCCCGAGGGAUGUGAGAGAACGUGUAGCGACGAUAGGGGGGAAAAAAAAGAAGGAAAAAAAAAAAAACGUAUAUCUAAGAAAACCUAGAAGCGGCCAAACAUAGUAACCUGUCAUAUCGAGUUAUCGCGGACUAAUAAUACUAAUCGAUAGGAAGACUCGAGAGAAAAGCGUAGCGCUACGUUGCUAUUAUUUGAUUAUCGCGUAAUCUAUAAUAUAAACCUUUAUCCUGGGCGUUUCCUUUUUGUAGGAACAGUAACCUCGUGACGUUUCGUCGUUACUUUUUUUCUAUAGGAUCAUCAUCGAUCGCAACUCGAAAUCGGUCAUCUCUAGUUGGUUACUACGAGCCACCAUCCACGUUCCAAAAACCUAUUUUUCGAAUAAUAUCUGCUUCACGGACAAUACUUUUGAGUACUGCGUAGCUUUGCGUUGCGAUACGCAGUUAUCGAUCUCCCCGCAGUUCGUCACAUUCUUGGAAAACUUGUCGUUGAAGAUAUAUAUUCAUCAUUAACGGGAAUCUCCUCGAUCGUGCAUCUCGAUAUAAUCCUUCUUCCUCCUUCAAUUCGUCGAUUCGUAGAAAUCGACGUCGUAGAAAUUCGUUAGAAACUCGUGUUAAAAACGUUAAAAAUUCUCGCUGUUCCGUUCUUCGUUCAUCCACGACGAUUAUAUACGGAAAAGAAAACGAACGUGUCGAAGGCAAUGAGGAUCAUCAGACGUGGAAAGAAAUUCCAUUUUAUCGAGUACCGAUCAAAAAGUAUCCAUAUCUUUUUUUUUUCUUUUUUUUUCUUUCUUUCUUUCGUUUUCAUCCUUGCCGAUUGAUUAUUAUUUCAUCCUGUUCCCUUCGCGCAUACGUACUCCUGCACACGUACGUGCAUGCAUACCUGCGAGACGAGUAUAUCGACUCGGGGGGAGGUAGACGAACGCAAUUCACGUAUACACAUAUACCACGACGAUAAGCCUAAGCAAGGGUGUUCGAUUAGAAGAACACGCGGAAGGAUGUUUAUUCUAACGGUGGGGCAGAGUUUAAAGGGAAAAAAAGUGAAGAAAAAAGUAAAAAAAAAAAAAAGAAAAAAAUAAAAAAAAAAAUAAAAGAAAAAGAAAAAAAUAAUCAUAGUACAAUACGAUAGAUAGAUAGUUAGAUAGAUAGAAUACGACGAAAGCAGAGUUUCGAGUGCAGCGCGUGCCUCGUUUAAUCGACUUCGUGAUUACUUCGUAGAUGAGUAGCGAUUUUAUCGAUUCGUUUAAAUCCUCUUCUCUCUCUCGAGACAAGGCUCGAGAAGCUUAAUUAAUCGAUCAACUACUUGCAAAACUAUUACCCUUUGCCACGUUGCCCUAGGCGCUAUUUCAAAGAGUCCUCUUUAUCCCGUAACCCUUUCCACCGAGCGGAAGUGAUAAAUUACUCGUUCGACGGGAAGCGAUCCGUGUUUCAUGAACUUUACAGUACUCGUAAUAUUCUCUUUGGAUGUUAUUCUUUAAUCUCUGGUAUUCAAACUACUAGUUUUAAAACUACUUUUAAUACUUGGAGCAUGGAAGAAAUUGCGUUGUAUUCGAAGAAUUCGAUCGAUUCGGCGUCGAAGCGUUGAAAAGCCACGGUGACGAGGAAGAGUUAGAAAAUUGCGCGGGCGAAUUGUAAUUAAACGUUGUGUAAAACGUUUGUAAUGUUUUAAGCAGCGCGGGUUUUAAGAAGAGCGAGAGAAGGAGAAAAAGUAGGUUGAAUAUCACGGAGUAUACACGAUUCACGGUUACGAGACUAAUCCCGCGAUUAAACCUCUUUGAAACUGUUCUCGCCCCCCCUGUCCCUGCCCCUUACUUUUUCAACCCCUCGGUUCGAUGAGCGAUACUGGAUAAAAUGAUGCUCGGGGAUAGAAUUAAUAAAUGUUUGAUCGAUAUUCUCGUAUUAUUAUUAGACAGACCGAUGGUUCUUCUUUUCGUUCUUGGUAUACGAGUUACAUUUUGAAAUUUCUUUUCUUCUUUUUUUUUUUUUUUUUUGUAUUUCAUCUCUAGAGAUUUAUUGUUGUUGAGCCAGCAUCGCUCGGGAAUCAAGCUCAAGCAGCCAAAAAUCAAAAGCAAUUUUUUACAACGCGCGACAAUGAUAUUUACAAAGAGCGAUGGGAUGCGAGGAAAAGAGAGACGAGGAAGGAGAGCAAGAAACGAGACGAGAAGAAUUUCGAAAAUGGUAUGGAUAGGAUCGCGGCAAGUAUCGAUCGGUAGACAAUCUCUCGAUGAGGCGAAGAAUUCUCGGUUUUCUUUUUUUAUUAUCCCCUCCCCCCCUCCCCACUUCCGUUCUUCUAUCCGUUCUCUUUUUUUUUAUUAUAUAUAUAUAUAUUCCUUCAUAACAUUCGUUCGUCCUCCUUCUAACUUGAUCUCCUGAUUUACUGCACUGCCGGUGAUUUUGAUUUCUCGAACGAUCGAACUUUGCGAGGAAAGGCGAGGAAUAUCGAUUGUAUGAUAAAUCGACGAUUUAUAUUUCCAGAAUCGGAUCGUUUUUUGAUUCGAAGGAUAAAUGUGUUAUCUUUUUUAUAAAAAGAAAAGAAAAAAAAA
Messenger RNA from Apis florea (little honeybee), 3383 nucleotides. RefSeq lists its product as uncharacterized. NCBI's taxonomy places the organism in Eukaryota, Metazoa, Arthropoda, Insecta, Hymenoptera, Apidae. Gene Ontology annotation, biological process: nucleosome assembly. The record is from RefSeq and is a predicted model, not a curated record. Gene Ontology annotation, cellular component: CAF-1 complex; nucleus.